Messenger RNA from Cutaneotrichosporon cavernicola, 201 nucleotides. RefSeq lists its product as uncharacterized. The record is from RefSeq and is a predicted model, not a curated record. The transcript has a single exon. The coding region runs from base 1 to 201 and encodes 66 amino acids. NCBI's taxonomy places the organism in Eukaryota, Fungi, Basidiomycota, Tremellomycetes, Trichosporonales, Trichosporonaceae.
AUGCCUUUGAGCGACACGUCGCAUUCCAACAUUAUCACUUCGGAGAACGAGCGCCGAUGGAUCCCCGCCACCGCGCUACGCCGCCUGCGCUUGCGCCUCAGGCGCAACCACUUCCCGGCCCUCAAGGACGAGCUCUUCCUGACUCCCCUCACUGCCAUCACACCCUUCAAGAUGUCGUCGCGCCGCGGAUCGCGCGUAUAA